Molecule: messenger RNA, 267 nt
Organism: Ectocarpus siliculosus
Lineage: Eukaryota; Phaeophyceae; Ectocarpales; Ectocarpaceae
Source: the annotation of a GenBank genome assembly
AUGCCGCAGAACGCGAGAAAGGGAGGUGCUUCAGGCGGCCAGAUUCUCGUGCUCCGCAACAGCGACGCCGAUCCCACAUCAGGAGAUGCCAUCAUUCCUCCAGGAUACACCGUGCUGUUUAUUCACGAUGGCUCCUCUUGGCGUGAUGUCCGGGUCCUAGAGGCCGACGUCAAAGAGCUUCGUGGAGUUUCCUCCUUCACCGCUGCGGAAGACCUUGACAUCGGCGAAUUCUCCCUCACGUGGGUCAUGUUUCUGUCGACUGUUUGA